Notolabrus celidotus (New Zealand spotty) is the source of this 5811-nucleotide messenger RNA. RefSeq names its product carboxylesterase 2b (gene ces2b). Bases 374 to 5218 code for a protein of 1614 amino acids. Lineage: Eukaryota; Metazoa; Chordata; Actinopteri; Labriformes; Labridae. The transcript has 35 exons. The record is from RefSeq and is a predicted model, not a curated record.
GAGUCUAGGAAGUAAAGUUUUUGUAGCCUUUUAAUCUAAAUCUAGCUGAAAUGCAUUUCUGACAUUACAGCUACAGGUGGCUUUUAUUUUAACAUUCUACAUCCGAUUGUCCUGCCAUUGACUGCUCUUUAGUUUUCUGUUAAGUCAGUUCCACAUUUAUUUUGAAUUCAGUGGUUUCACGCUCCUACCGUAUUGUCUUUUGCACACAAUAUCAAAUAUCGUAGGGGCUGGCUUAACUGUCGUUUUAGAAGUGGAGGCUGGCUUGAGCGCAGUUGCAACUACAGCAUGCAGGAAGGGGGUGGAGAGUCUGCCUCAGUGAUUACCUGUUGGUUGUGAUAUACAACCUCAUUACGUCAUAUAUUAGACGACCACCAUGAAGUCUCACGUGAAGCGGACUUUCUUCCUCCUGACUUCUGUUCUGUUGCUCUCCGUUUCUGCAAACUUGUUGGUGCCCGAGGUCCACACAGCCCUUGGAGGUCUAAGAGGUGAGUAUGUGAGUGUAAAGGGAAAGGAGACUGGGGUCCAUGCCUACCUGGGUGUCCCUUUUGCCAAGCCACCUGUAGGCCCUGCUCUGAGACUCUCUGCACCUCAGCCUGUGGAAGGAUGGAAUGGAGUAAGAGAUGCCACCCAGCAGCCACCCAUGUGUAUUCAACAUAAAACAAUCAUUCUUGAACUCUUUGAAAAAGUUGGCGAUAUAGCUGCAGAUAUCCCCGACAUUUCCGAGGACUGUCUGUACCUCAACAUUUACACACCUGCAAAUAGAGCUGAUGAUGCCAAGCUCCCAGUUAUGGUCUGGAUCCAUGGAGGAGGGUUUGCUAUAGGAUCAGCGUCAAUUUCUGAUGGCUCUGCCUUGGCUGCUUACCAGGAUGUAGUGGUGGUUCUGAUCCAGUACCGCCUUGGGCUCCUGGGACAACUAAGCACUGGAGAUGAACACAUGUCUGGGAACUUUGGCCUUCUGGACCAGGUACAGGCUCUGAGGUGGAUCAAGCAGCACAUUCACAGCUUUGGAGGUGACCCAGAUCUAGUUACCAUAUUUGGGGAGUCUGCUGGUGGAGUAAGUGUGGCCCUUCUGCUUCUUUCUCCAUUGAGUGAUGGACUGUUCCACCAUGCCAUUGCUGAGAGUGGCACUGCUGCAAUAGAUUUACUUCUUGAGAAUGACCCUCUACCAACGACAAAGAUGGUAGCAAAUAUCACCGGCUGUACCUUCGACAGUAAAGAGAAGUUUGCUGCUUGCAUGAGAAACCUUGAUCUUGAGACUAUUUUAACGAUGGCGCAGGACCUAACAUUGAGAUUUCCUAUAAAUGUUGAUGGACACUUCCUUACAAAACCUGUGGAUGAGCUGUUCUCUAAACAUGAACUUCUUACUAUACCAUUCAUGACUGGUGCUACCAAUCACGAAGGAGGCUUUUUACUUCCUGAUUUCCUUGCACCCAAAAACUGGACAGAGGGAAUGGAUCUGGAGCCUAUCAAGAACAUUCUCUUAAUAUUUUACCCCGAUCCAGUCAUCGUAGAUAUGAUGAUGGAUGAAUACAUGGGAAGUGGUGAAGAUCCCGUGAAAAAUAGGAAUGGAUUCACCGAGCUGCUUGGGGAUAUGCUCUUCACAAUUCCAGCCAUCAAGACUGUUAAUGUUCACAGAGAUGCCGGUGCACCUGUAUACCUCUAUGAGUACCAGCAUCCUCCACAAUUCCUGCAGGCCAAAAGACCUAGCUUUGUGAAGGCUGACCAUGGAGAUGAAGUCUUUACAGUAUUCGGCCUCUGCUUCACAACUAAACACAUCACACUGACAGAAAAUGCAUGUACUGAAGAGGAGGAGCAGUUAUGCAAAACCAUGAUGAGCUACUGGGCCAACUUUGCUCGUUCAGGGUCUCCAAAUGGGGAAGGCCUUGCUCACUGGCCAGAGUAUGGAACCGAAGAACACUACAUGAAAAUUGAUUUGAAGGAGCAAGUCAUUUAUGAACACCUGAAGAAGGAGCGGUUUGUCUUCCUGACCCAGACCCUGGCAGAGAAAAUCAAGGAGAGGAUGGCAUGGAUGAUGCCUGAGGUCCACACAGACCUUGGAGGUCUAAGAGGUGAGUAUGUGAGUGUAAAGGGAAAGGAGACUGGGGUCCAUGCCUACCUGGGUGUCCCUUUUGCCAAGCCACCUGUAGGCCCUGCUCUGAGACUCUCUGCACCUCAGCCUGUGGAAGGAUGGAAUGGAGUAAGAGAUGCCAACAAGCAGCCACCCAUGUGUAUUCAACAUAAACCAAUCAUUCUUGAACUCCUUGAAAAAGUUGGUGAUUUAACUGCAGAUAUCCCUGACGUUUCCGAAGACUGUCUGUACCUCAACAUUUACACACCUGCAAAUAGAGCUGAUGAUGCCAAGCUCCCAGUUAUGGUCUGGAUCCAUGGAGGAGGGUUUACUGUAGGAUCAGCAUCAAUUUAUGAUGGCUCUGCCUUGGCUGCUUACCAGGAUGUAGUGGUGGUUCUAAUCCAGUACCGCCUUGGGCUCCUGGGACAUCUAAGCACUGGAGAUGAACACAUGUCUGGGAACUUUGGCCUUCUGGACCAGGUACAGGCUCUGAGGUGGAUCAAGCAGCACAUUCACAGCUUUGGAGGUGACCCAGAUCUAGUUACCAUAUUUGGGGAGUCUGCUGGUGGAGUAAGUGUGGCCCUUCUGCUUCUUUCUCCAUUGAGUGAUGGACUGUUCCACCAUGCCAUUGCUGAGAGUGGCACUGCUGCAAUGGAUUUGAUUGUUGAGGAUGACCCUCUACCAACGACAAAGAUGGUAGCAAAUAUCACCGGCUGUACCUUCGACAGUAAAGAGAAGUUUGCUGCUUGCAUGAGAAACCUUGAUCUUGAGACUAUUUUAACGAUGGCGCAGGACCAAACAUUGAGAUUUCCUAUAAAUGUUGAUGGACACUUCCUUACAAAACCUGUGGAUGAGCUGUUCUCUAAACAUGAACUUCUUACUAUACCAUUCAUGACUGGUGCUACCAAUCACGAAGGAGGCUUUUUACUUCCUGAUUUCCUUGCACCCAAAAACUGGACAGAGGGAAUGGAUCUGGAGCCUAUCAAGAACAUUCUCUUAAUAUUUUACCCCGAUCCAGUCAUCGUAGAUAUGAUGAUGGAUGAAUACAUGGGAAGUGGUGAAGAUCCCGUGAAAAAUAGGAAUGGAUUCACCGAGCUGCUUGGGGAUAUGCUCUUCACAAUUCCAGCCAUCAAGACUGUUAAUGUUCACAGAGAUGCCGGUGCACCUGUAUACCUCUAUGAGUACCAGCAUCCUCCACAAUUCCUGCAGGCCAAAAGACCUAGCUUUGUGAAGGCUGACCAUGGAGAUGAAGUCUUUACAGUAUUCGGCCUCUGCUUCACAACUAAACACAUCACACUGACAGAAAAUGCAUGUACUGAAGAGGAGGAGCAGUUAUGCAAAACCAUGAUGAGCUACUGGGCCAACUUUGCUCGUUCAGGGUCUCCAAAUGGGGAAGGCCUUGCUCACUGGCCAGAGUAUGGAACCGAAGAACACUACAUGAAAAUUGAUUUGAAGGAGCAAGUCAUUUAUGAAAACCUGAAGAAGGAGCGGUUUGUCUUCCUGACCCAGACCCUGGCAGAGAAAAUCAAGGAGAGGAUGGCAUGGAUGAUGCCUGAGGUCCACACAGACCUUGGAGGUCUAAGAGGUGAGUAUGUGAGUGUAAAGGGGAAGGAGACUGGGGUCCAUGCCUACCUGGGUGUCCCUUUUGCCAAGCCACCUGUAGGCCCUGCUCUGAGACUCUCUGCACCUCAGCCUGUGGAAGGAUGGAAUGGAGUAAGAGAUGCCACCAAGCAGCCACCCAUAUGUAUUCAACAUAAACCGUUUGUUGUUGAGCUCAUGGAACAACUUGAUGGUAUGAAGGCAGAUAUCCCCGACGCUUCAGAAGACUGUCUGUACCUCAACAUUUACACACCUGCAAAUAGAGCUGAUGAUGCCAAGCUUCCAGUUAUGGUCUGGAUCCAUGGAGGAGGGUUUUCUAUAGGAUCAGCAUCAAUUUAUGAUGGCUCUGCCUUGGCUGCUUACCAGGAUGUAGUGGUGGUUCUAAUCCAGUACCGCCUUGGGCUCCUGGGACAUCUAAGCACUGGAGAUGAACACAUGUCUGGGAACUUUGGCCUUCUGGACCAGGUACAGGCUCUGAGGUGGAUCAAGCAGCACAUUCACAGCUUUGGAGGUGACCCAGAUCUAGUUACCAUAUUUGGGGAGUCUGCUGGUGGAAUUAGUGUGUCCCUUCUGCUUCUUUCUCCAUUGAGUGAUGGACUGUUCCACCAUGCCAUUGCUGAGAGUGGCACUGCUGCAAUGGAUUUGAUUGUUGGAAAUGACCCUCUACCAACAACACAGAUGGUAGCAAAUAUCACCGGCUGUACCUUGGACAGUAAAGAGAAGUUUGCUGCUUGCAUGAGAAACCUUGAUCCUGAGACUUUUUUAACGAUGGCGCAGGACCAAAGUUUGAGAAUUGUUGUGAAUGUUGAUGGACACUUCCUUACAAAACCUGUGGAUGAGCUGUUCUCUAAACAUGAACUUCUUAAUAUACCCUUCAUGACUGGUGUUAACAAUGAUGAAGGAGGCUUUUUACUUACUGGCUUCUUUGCACCCCAAAACUGGACAGAGGGGAUUGAUCAGGAGCAUAUCAAGAACAUUCUCUUAAUGUUUUACCCCGAUCCAGUCUUAGAAGAUAUGCUGAUAGAUGAAUACAUGGGAGGUGGGGAAGAUCCCGUGAAAAAUAGGAAUGGAUACACUGAGCUGCUUGGGGAUAUGCUCUUCACCAUUCCAGCCAUCAAGACUGUUAAUGCCCACAGAGAUGCCGGUGCACCUGUAUACCUCUAUGAGUACCAGCAUCCUCCCAAUUUCCUGCAGGCCAAAAGACCUAGCUUUGUGAAGGCUGACCAUGGAGAUGAAAUCUUUUCAGUAUUCGGCUUCUGCUUCACAACUAAACACACCACACUGACAGAAAAUACAUGUACUGAAGAGGAGGAGCAGUUGAGCAAAACCAUGAUGAGCUACUGGGCCAACUUUGCUCGUUCAGGGUCUCCUAAUGGGAAAGGCCUUGUUCAGUGGCCAGAGUAUGGAACCGAAGAAAACUACAUGAAAAUUGAUUUGAAGGAGCAAGUAUGUGAUCAACACAUGAAGAGGAACCGGUUCGUCUUCAUGACCCAGACCUUGGCAGAGAAAAUCAAAGAACAAAAAGAGAAGAUGGAACACAGCGAGCUGUAGAACAGUUUGCUUUAUAAAUCAUUUGUUUUCAUUAACCAUCAAGUCAGCCAAAAACUGAACAUACUGUGAGACAUUUGGAAAAUUAAGUGGUGAUUAAAUUCAAUUCAAAAUCAAACAGCUUUUUUAGCCUAUACAAUUCAUUAUACAAUGUGUGGUAUUUUUAUUCUUCAAUUGAUCUUCAAAAGACUUGCAUUGAAAGAUUGAACUUCAUUAAGUGUUUAAGUAAUGGUGGGUCAAAUUAUUCAGUAAUACUUUGUUUGUAUCCCUCACUCAAAUUUUCCAACAGUUGUAUUCUCUAUUCACAUAAACAAACAAUAGGAACAUACAAAACCAACAUUUCACAUAGUGGUGUUAAGCUGAGUUGUAAUCAGGGUCUUUUGAAGGUCCAGCACCAGUAUCAAAGGUGAAUAAUACAAUCUACUGAUAACCCGAGUUUGUCUGCAAUCUAUGGUUUUAUGUGUCUCCGGCCUCUCACAGCCGUCAAGGGAGAUAAAUGUUCUAGGCGAUGGUUGAAAAAACAGUAUACUUGCAUCAAAGCAAUGUGCUAUACAUGCAAACAAUGGAAAAGAAUAAAUAGAUUUGACAAAACCUUG